AUGCGAGAACCUGCUCAACUUGGUUUAUUCACCGUCCUCGAGUCAGAAGAAGAUUUACGUAUCAACAGUCCUAAUUUCGACUCUCGUUCUAUGAUAUUAGACUCACCUUCACCCGUUCCAUCAUCUGAUAUCUUCCCUUCUCCUUCUCCUUCCCCUUCUCCAUCAAUUUCAUCCUGGCAUGAGUACAGCGCAGUCGAACGGUACCGAAGUUCCCCAAUGGACGUUCCUAAAGACAUCGAUGAAGAUAUGGAAGAAGACGAAAGGUUAAACAGACUAUCCUGGUCAAGUAACAGUAGCUCAUCUACAACGACAACUACUACAACGACAACUACUACAACGACAACUGAGGGUGAAACGGGAACUGAUUGUGACAGUAAUAAAGGAUUAAAUACACCUUUAUUCGAAAAUGAAGAUCCUUUCGGUGGAUGGUCAACAGUUCCUCUAUCUGACGAAUUCGAAUUUGAUGUAGAAAUGACAGAAGAUACUAUUGGUGGAAAACUGUUUUCACCAUCUCCUUCUUCCUCUUCUUCUGCAUUCAUGUCGAGACGACCUACAUUUGCAGAAUCGAUUGCAUUUGGCAAAAAUCAAAAUCGUCGACCACCUCCAUUAACACUUUCAACUAGAUUCUUAACUCCACCUUCAAAUUGUACUCCAACAUCAUCAUCAUCAUCGAAUCUGCUCAGUGCCAUUUCAACUACAUCAACAGCUGAAUCAGAUAUCAUCUUAACUCCUAGAACUGCCAGUUCCCCUCACAAAUCAAACGCAAACGCAAUUGCAGAUCUUUUACCUGCUUUACCGAUUAUCUCAUCUAUCGAAUGGGAAUCCCGAAAGAUGAACUCACUUUCUCUUCCUUCGACACCUACUAAACGUGGACACGUUAAAUCGAGAUCAUCAAAAAGGAAAUCACCACACGAUAACAUAGAUCUAACGAUGGCACUGAAAGAUCUUUUAGCUUCUUGUGGUGAGAAAGUUGAUUCAGAUUCAGAAUUCUCUUGUCCUGCUUCCGUCUCAGGAUCAAACUCUUAUUCAGGCUCGAGCUCUAGAUCAAGUUGCUCAGGUUCUGAUCGUGAACAUGACGAUUUUCAAGCUAAAUCAUUGAGAUUCCCAUUACCACCUUCCAGGACUCAAAGUCAUCAUUUCAGCUUGAACGCCGAUAAAGUUAAUCUUCGUACACCAUCACCUAGCAAGAGAAGGGCUUCAACGCCAUACGCACCAAAGAAGGAAAGGAAGGGAAGGGCUACUCUUCAAUCUUCUCCAACAGCUUUCAAAGGUGAUCAUUCGUUCUUGGCUUCAUUGUCCAUGGGUGAAGAUGGAAAUUCCAGUUCAACAAGUUCUACAACGAGUUCUUCUUCUAGAAAGAGCCUUCCUGGUAGAAGAUGUUUACCAACUGAAUGGAUGAGGUUUUGA
This is a messenger RNA of Kwoniella shivajii, 1407 nucleotides long. RefSeq lists its product as uncharacterized. The record is from RefSeq and is a predicted model, not a curated record. The coding region runs from base 1 to 1407 and encodes 468 amino acids. NCBI's taxonomy places the organism in Eukaryota, Fungi, Basidiomycota, Tremellomycetes, Tremellales, Cryptococcaceae. The transcript has a single exon.